Argiope bruennichi is the source of this 951-nucleotide messenger RNA. Its product is annotated as methyl-CpG-binding domain protein 2-like. The record is from RefSeq and is a predicted model, not a curated record. NCBI's taxonomy places the organism in Eukaryota, Metazoa, Arthropoda, Arachnida, Araneae, Araneidae. Bases 128 to 658 code for a protein of 176 amino acids. The transcript has 6 exons.
AAUAAAAAGAAAAGCUACUAAAAGAAAUGAAACGAAAUGAAUCGCAGUUUAUAUUUUGAUGUGUUCGCUCUGAGGAUUUGAAAGAAGAAAGUGUCCAUGUAUGCUGCGUGAAUAACCAUAAAAUAUUAUGUUGCUGACGAAAAGAAAGAGAGAGGAUGAAAAGCAAGAAAAGGAAACAACUACCACAAAAGUCAACACUUCUAUUGUAUUGCCCAUUCGACAAACUGCUUCCAUUUUCAAGCAGUCGGUAACAAUAGUUCGGAAUCGAGAAUCCAAGGUUAACUCUGAUGUGAUACAUGGUCCACAAGAAAAACCCAAACAACUGUUUUGGGAGAAACGUCUACAAGGAAUACAUGCUUGUGAUAAAAAAGGAAGAGUUAUUGAGACAUUUGAGUUGCCACCUAAAAUCAAAGCUGUUGGCUUGCAGUUAGGAGAUGAAACUAUAUUAAGAAGCAUUGCAACAGCUUUGCACAUAAAUGAACAUUCAAUCACUGGGCAGAAUAAACCUAAAGCUCUUCUUGAUAAAAAUCCAGGAGUUUAUAUCAAUCCAAAACAGCCUUUAGUUCUUGGUCUUCAUGUGACUGAUGAAGAUAUUGAAAUACAAGAAAAGAGAGUUCUAGAAGCAAGGAAGAGGUUACAAGAAGCUCUGAAUGAAUGAAUUGCAUCAUAAAAUAGACAACUGCUCAUUUAUUCAUAUAAAGCUGGGGCAUAAAAUUCACAAAUCAAAACUAAUCAGAAAGACAUUUUAAAUAAUCAUGCAUCAUUAUCAUAAUAAAUUCCACUAGGUCAAGUCUCAGCGCAUCAGCAAAAUGGUCCAACAUUAAGUACAAAUGCAUUUUUUAAAUUAAUUUAUGUGGAAGAAAUACUGUGUUAUAAGCAUUCUUAAUGUGAAUUAGAUAGUUUUUGACAUACUUUUUAUAUACACUUAUGUAAAUUCAUUGAAAGUUGUAA